This is a messenger RNA of Oryza brachyantha (malo sina), 2718 nucleotides long. RefSeq names its product type I inositol polyphosphate 5-phosphatase 4-like. The transcript has 12 exons. NCBI's taxonomy places the organism in Eukaryota, Viridiplantae, Streptophyta, Magnoliopsida, Poales, Poaceae. The coding region runs from base 398 to 2095 and encodes 565 amino acids. Gene Ontology annotation, molecular function: phosphatidylinositol-4,5-bisphosphate 5-phosphatase activity; phosphatidylinositol-3,4,5-trisphosphate 5-phosphatase activity; inositol-polyphosphate 5-phosphatase activity. Gene Ontology annotation, biological process: phosphatidylinositol dephosphorylation. The record is from RefSeq and is a predicted model, not a curated record.
UAACCCCUAGCAGCUAGCAGAGCCUAGAAAGCCUAGGAGCAUUCAGCCAUUCAGGGUUCAGGAGAGGGAGGAGCAAGGUGGAUUGGUGUGUUGUGUGUCUCCUCCUGCCAUUGUUGCAUCCUGGAAAAAAGAUUUCGUUGGGUUUCUUUGCUGGUGUUUCUGAAGAGGAUUUGUGAUCCUGCUUGGUACACACUCAAUUCGGUCCAAGAUUGUGGGUUCCCGGAUCACAACCGGAACUUGGAGCCAAAUUUGUUCAAGAUUUGACGUUUUAUUGCGGAAGGCCACACCUUUCCGUGGGUUGGAGGUGUGAAUCAGGAGCCCUGGGAGAGGGGAGGAGAGGAGAGGAGAGGAGGGGGUGUGGAUUUCUGUGUUGAUUCAGUUAAGUUGCUAUGAGACAAUGAGGGAAGAGAGCAACAAGAAGAGCAAGCUCUCCUGGUCAAGAUCCCUCGUGAGGAAGUGGUUCAACAUCAAGAACAAGGCAAACGACUUCCAUGCAGAUUAUGAUGCUAGACAAGGAAGAAAUGGUCAUGGAGUUGAAUGCAGGACCAGCUGCUCAGAGAGGGAGGCAGGCACAGCCAAGAAAAGCAGAACUGACCGGUCGUCAAAGAGGAAUGCCGACUGCAUUCGUCGAGGAAGGACUGAAUCUGAUGUGUCACGCCUGACUGAAGUUCAAGAUUACAGAAUAUUUGCUUCAACAUGGAAUGUGGGUGGUAAAUCCCCAUCGAGGGGAUUAGAUUUAGAUGAGUGGCUACACUCUUCACCUCCUGCUGAUAUCUAUGUGCUAGGAUUUCAGGAAAUUGUUCCUUUGAAUGCUGGGAAUGUUCUUGGUACUGAAGAUAAUGUUCCUGCAAAAAAGUGGCUAUCCCUCAUUAGAAGGACAUUGAACAGGAACCCUGGGCCUAGCAGUUAUGGUGGCUGUCACACACCAUCUCCUGUUCCUGAUCCAGUUGUUGAACUGGAUGCUGAUUUUGAGGGAUCAUCAAGAAGACAUGAUAACUUGUCAUUUUUCCAUCGCCGAUCAUUCCAGAACCUUAGUCGGAGUUUAAGAGUUGAAGGAAAUUAUAUGGCAUCACAGGCAAGGCUGGACCGUAGGUUCAGUGUUUGUGACCCAAUUAGCUUGGGUGGCAGACCAAGUGAUUUUGAUGGAAAUUUCCCAUGUGUGGGAUCACCAGAUGAUGAAUAUAUCAAGGAGGAUGGAAGCAAUGCAACUUACUUCUCACCAUUCCCAUAUGGCUACGGUGCCUCAAUACCUAUGGAAGAAAUCGACGAGCAACCAUACACUUCUAGGUACUGUUUGGUUGCCAGCAAACAGAUGGUUGGUAUAUUUCUCACAGUUUGGGUGCGCAGCGAAUUAAGAAAUGAUGUGAAAAACCUUAAAGUAUCUUGUGUUGGUAGAGGACUAAUGGGGUAUCUUGGAAACAAGGGUUCAAUAUCAAUAAGCAUGUCUUUGCAUCAUACAACCUUUUGUUUUAUCUGCUGUCAUUUGACGUCCGGAGAAAAGGAGGGGGAUGAAUUGCGCAGAAAUUCUGAUGUUAUGGAAAUCCUAAGAAAAACCAGAUUUCCUCGGGUUCGUGGUGCUGGUGACGUUAAGUCACCAGAAACCAUCCUUGAGCAUGAUCGUAUCAUAUGGCUUGGGGAUUUGAAUUACCGGAUUUCCCUUUCAUACUGCUCGGCAAAAGCACUCGUUGAAAUGCAUAACUGGAAGCAACUGUUGGAGAGAGAUCAACUGCGGAUAGAACGAAGAUGUGGGCGUGUUUUCCAGGGUUGGAAAGAAGGAAGGAUCUAUUUUCCUCCCACAUAUAAAUAUUCAUUCAACUCGGAUCGCUAUUCUGGGGACAGUGUGCAUUCAAAGGAAAAGCGAAGAACACCAGCUUGGUGUGACCGUAUUCUGUGGCACGGCAACGGCCUCAUCCAGUUGUCUUAUGUUCGUGGGGAGUCACGCUUCUCUGACCACAGACCUGUGUACAGUAUUUUCAUGGCGGAGGUUGAAACUAUCCGGCAGAGGAGAAGAAACAUGGGAUAUUUCAGCUCUAGAGUUGAGGUGGAAGAGCUUUUGCCGUAUUCUUACAGCUUUGGAGACAUCAACUUCUACUAAUUGCCUCACUUUUCUGCUUUGUGUUUUAUGUUGACAGAUGAAGGGUUCAAAUUCUAAAAGAUGAUCAGAUGUGGAUGUGCCAAUAUUUUUUCCAUCUGGUUUUUUUUUAGUAGCCUUCAGAUGCACACUUUUUCUUUGACUAUCACCAAGCCUGAAGACUCUGCAGAUUCUGGCGAAUCACAUCAUCCAAAAACUAACAUCAAUGUAAUUGGUCUCUUGUUUAUUGAGGAAAAUUCAAAAGUCUUGCAUAAGCCUGACUAUCAGUCUUGUUCUAUUGCAGGGCAGUUGGGCAAUUUUGCAACUAACCCUUUUCCUUGCAGCCCUCACCUUCCAUUUCUACCUUUGUUUUCAAGAUACUGAUAAGUAUCAUCACUUUUCUUUUCCCUUUGCAUUUUGGGAACUUUUGUAAGCUGGCCAUUGUAUCAGCAUGAGGUGUAAAAUCAUUGCAAAUCGGCAAGAGGAAUGAUAACUUGGAUCGAACUAAUUCCAUAUAAUGAUUUCUAGUGCAAGGGCAGAAUGAUAGGUUGAUGUGACUUGACAGAUUUGCAAAGUUAUAAUCAUGUGCAUACCUUUCUGAUGGUGUACUUGUGAAGCUAAAUGAUGCUUGCAUUUCCUGCACUCAU